AUGGUCAGUGAUCGUAUAUGUACCAAGUGGAAGAGACCAAGGUUUGGAACUAUUAAGAUAAAUACUGAUGCGGCUUGGUGUAAAGAUACUCUGCGUAUGGGGGUGGGCUGGCUGGGGCGGGAUUUCGCUGGUUUACUCCAGGCUGCUGGCGGGUCUGGGACUGGAUUCAGCCACAGUGCAGCUGCUGCUGAAGCUUCUGCCAUCAGGUUUGCCUUAUUGUCUUGCAUAGACCAUGGGUUUGAUGACAUUAUCAUUGAAUCUGACGCAAGUACGAUUAUUAUGAUGUUGAAGAAAGAAAUCUUGGUUGAUUUUAGUAUCGAAUGCAUUCUUGAUGACAUUGAGAUUCUAGCGCAAAAGCUGAGGUCUGUCUCUUUUGCUUUUGUGCCUAGAGAGGGCAACCGUGCUGCUCACUCGGUGGCUAAGUAUGUAUUCAAGGAGGGACGUUCUUUCUCUUGGGAUUGUAUUGGCCCUGAAUUUCUGUUUAAUUUCCUUGCUAAGGAUGUAAACCUUUCUAUUCGUCUUUAA
This is a messenger RNA of Malus domestica (apple), 525 nucleotides long. NCBI's taxonomy places the organism in Eukaryota, Viridiplantae, Streptophyta, Magnoliopsida, Rosales, Rosaceae. The record is from RefSeq and is a predicted model, not a curated record.